Messenger RNA from Gorilla gorilla gorilla (western lowland gorilla), 2078 nucleotides. RefSeq names its product R3H domain and coiled-coil containing 1 (gene R3HCC1). The coding region runs from base 36 to 1307 and encodes 423 amino acids. The transcript is spliced from 8 exons. Gene Ontology annotation, molecular function: nucleic acid binding. The record is from RefSeq and is a predicted model, not a curated record. Lineage: Eukaryota; Metazoa; Chordata; Mammalia; Primates; Hominidae.
AUUUGGGGGGUGUGGCGGGGACUCUCCUGGCUGGCAUGGCGUACACACAGGCUAAUCAGGCUCUCCCACCUGUCACCCUGGCCCUUCUCUGCUUGGACGGUGUCUUCCUCUCCUCAGCCGAGAAUGACUUCGUCCACCGGAUCCAGGAGGAACUGGACCGCUUUCUGCUGCAGAAGCAGCUGUCAAAGGUUCUUCUUUUCCCCCCACUCUCCAGUCGCCUCCGGUACCUGAUCCAUAGAACAGCAGAGAAUUUUGAUCUCUUGAGCAGCUUCUCCGUUGGGGAGGGCUGGAAGAGGAGGACGGUCAUCUGUCACCAGGACAUCAGGGCACCCAGUUCGGAUGGCCUCUCUGGCCCCUGCCGCGCUCCUGCCUCCUGCCCCAGCAAGUACCACGGUCCUCGGCCCAUCUCCAACCAAGGAGCAGCUGCGGUUCCCCGAGGUGCCCGGGCUGGCCGGUGGUAUCGUGGACGCAAGCCUGACCAGCCUUUGUAUGUGCCCCGGGUGCUGCGCAGGCAGGAAGAAUGGGGGCUGACCUCUACCUCGGUGCUCAAGAGAGAGGCCCCAGCUGGCAGGGACCCAGAAGAGCCUGGAGAUGUUGGUGCUGGAGACCCCACCUCUGAUCAGGGACUCCCUGUGCUGAUGACUCAGGGAACAGAGGACCUAAAGGGCCCAGGACAAAGGUGUGAGAAUGAGCCACUGCUGGACCCUGUUGGCCCUGAGCCUCCAGGGCCUGAGAGUCAGUCAGGGAAGGGAGACGUGGUGGAGAUGGCCACACGGUUUGGGUCCACCCUGCAGCUAGACCUGGAAGAGGGGAAGGAGAGUCUGUUGGAGAAGAGGCUGGUGGCAGAGGAGGAAGAGGACGAAGAGGAUGGCCCCAGCAGCUGCUCGGAGGACGAUUACAGUGAGCUGCUGCAGGAGAUCACAGACAACCUGACGAAGAAGGAGAUUCAGAUAGAGAAGAUCCAUUUGGACACGUCCUCCUUUGUGGAGGAGCUGCCUGGAGAGAAGGACCUUGCCCACGUGGUAGAGAUCUAUGAUUUCGAACCAGCGCUCAAGACGGAGGACCUGCUGGCAACGUUUUCUGAGUUCCAAGAGAAGGGGUUCAGGAUUCAGUGGGUGGAUGAUACUCACGCACUCGGCAUCUUUCCCUGCCUGGCCUCAGCUGCUGAAGCCCUGACCCGGGAGUUCUCGGUGCUCAAGAUCCGGCCCCUCACGCAGGGAACCAAGCAGUCAAAGCUCAAAGCCUUGCAGAGGCCAAAAACCACGGUGGGAGAUUUUAGACACGAGUUUUCCGUGACUUCCAAGUAGCAACUAGUAAAAUGGACCUGCAAGAGGCUUGCCGAGGCCGGCUGUGCUCUCGUGGGUGGUUACGUAGCCAACAUGGUCCAGGGUUUCUUGGAACAAUAAAUAUCCUGUCCAUAGGUCUGUGAGCUCUGGGUGUUCGAUCCUGACUUGAUACCCCUCCCAAAGGACCCUAAAAAGCAGGGAGGUGUGCAGGAUGAACCCCUCAGCCCCCUCACUGUAGAGACAGAGAAACAAGGGCAUGGAGAGGCGACAAGUUUGGGUCAGCAUCCCCUGGGGGGCCAGGAUCCCUAAGUCAGCCCCCUCUCAUGAGCAUCCGGCCAUACCACGGGCACAGCUGGGCCGAGGCCCCACACGUGUCACAUGAGAGGCUGGCUCUGAUGGCUUGUACGGCUGCUGUGUUGCUGGGGGAGAGGCAGCCACGACCUUGUGUUUAGGUCCCCACCGUGGGGUUUUCCUUCUAGAACUCCUGCGUCUGGUGAAGGAGAGGCCACAGACAAAUGUGACUGUGGCCCGGCGGCUGGUGGCUCGGGCCCUGGGACUCCAACACAAAAAGAAAGAGCGGCCUGCUGUCCGGGGUCCGCUGCCGCCCUGAGGCCUGGAGACCCAACUGGCCUGGAUCUGCGUCCCGACGUAGCUGGUGCCCCCAACACCAUAAGCCUUCACAGACGCCAGAGCAGCCCCGCACCACCCUCGAGCUUCACCAUGGGGUGUGGUGGGCUUUAGUUUAGUCCCAGAAAUGGAGAAAAAAUAAAAACUCACGUUGUUCUAAUGUGA